GUGGAGCUGAGCUGUUGUGUCUCCCAGAGGAAACAUUUCUCCUCCUGCAGCAACAAUGACUUCAGUUCAGGCUUUAAGAGAGUUUAUCAGCGAGAGACUAACUGCUGCUGCUGGAGAAAUCUUCACCGCGUUUCUACAAACUAUCGUCCCCUUCGAGGAGGAGAUUGACCGACAGAGAAAACUGCUGCAAAUCAGCUCCAAACUGAAAACCAAGUCACACAGAACAGAGAGUCCACAGCAGCACAUUGGUGAGCAGAAGAGCAGCUCCAGUGUGGAGCAGGAGGAACAUGAAGCUCCACACAUUAAAGAGGCGUCUGUUCCUGAUGGUGAAGGUGACGAUUCCCACCACUCUGAGAGAGACUGGAGCAGCCAGAGACUGACUGCUGCUGCUGUGGAGAUCUGCACCCUGUUUGAACAAGCUAUUGUCCGGAGCCAGGAGGAGGUGGAGCGUCAGCACAGACUGCUGGAGACCAUCUGGAAACCUCAGAUCAAGUUACACAGAGCAGAGCUCCAACAGCACCAUGACUGUAGAGAGGAGCAGCUCUUUAAACAGGAAACACACUGCUGUCUGGAACAGGAGGAACCAGAACCUCCUCAGAUCAAAGAGGAACCAGAAGAACAGGAGGAACCAGAACCUCCUCAGGUCAAAGAGGAACCAGAAGAACCAGGACUUCUACACUUUAAAGAAGAACAGGAGGAUUCAGAACCUCCUCAGACUGAGGAUCAGGAGGAACUGGGUACCAGCCAGGAGGGAGAGCAGCUUCUCCUGAAGUUUGAAAGUGAUUCCUUUAAGGUUCCUUCUGUUGAGGAGCAAAGUGACCUGAGAGAACCAGAAGAAGAACCAGACUCUGAGCAGUUCCUCUCUCAGGACUCUGAAGUCCAUGAUGGAAGAAAACAGAAUGACUCAGAAUCAGCUGUAAAUGCAGAGCUGGGAAAAAGCAGCAUAUUUCAUAGUGACGGAGUGGAGAACUUUCCUGAGUCAGAGAAGCAGGCUGGAUGUGAAAAGAUUCUUUGUGAGGAAACAUGUGGUGAAACUGUCCGAAAAAAACCUAAAUUAAGUCAGGACUCAGGAACUGUCACUGAGAAGAAGAAGAAGUUUAGUUGUGAAGUCUGUGGUAAAGGUUGUACCUAUCAGAGUGUAUUGUUGAUCCACAUGAGAUCUCACACAGGUGAGAGGCCGUUUUCUUGUCAAACUUGUGGGAAAAGUUUCAUCCGACGGUUUCACUUUUUGCGUCACAUGAGAACUCACACGAGUGAGAAGCCGUAUUCUUGUCAAACAUGUGCGAAACAUUUCAGUCGACAGAGUAAUUUGUUGGUCCACUUGAGAACUCACACAGGUGAGAAGCCAUUUUCUUGUAUGACAUGUGGGAAAAGUUUCAAUGAAAAGGGUUCUUUGUCGGUUCACAUGAGAACUCACACAGGUGAGAAGCCGUAUUCUUGUCAGACAUGUGGGAGAAGCUUCGGUCAUCGUGGUUCGUUGCAGCGCCAUGUGAAAACUCAUGGUAUGGUAUGCGUUUAUUUAAACAGGUACAGUGCACAACAACACACACUGACCAAGACAAAGUUUGGAAAGAUGUUUGGUGCCAGGUUAUAGCAGAUUGCCAAGUUACACCUGUAGUCCCCGGGCAGGUUGAUGUUAACUAGACUAGAAACUAUUACUACAAUGCAUAUGGAAAAAUGACCAGUAAAACAUAAACGGAGUUACAUCCAAGUAAACAUACCAAAAUUAUUCUCUGCACACACACACACACACACACAACACAUCAUUCACGCCCCAUCAUUUUCAUUCCUAAUGAUCACAUUGUUGUUUACUGAGCAGCCAUUUCUUUAACAGACGAGCAAAAGUGGGAAAUCCUGUGCAUGUAAUGGUCUCUGUUGGGAGAGGAUUCCAGAGGUUACUUGCUACACAUGCAAAGCUUUUUCUGCCAAGGGCCUUGUCAGUUUUUGGAGCACGGCACUCUCCUCUAGAGGAUGAGCGUGUCACUCUUAUAGAUAUUUCUGAAGUUAAACAAAAGCUCUUAGAGGAGGAGCAGCACCAUGAAAAAGUUUAAAGAGUCAGGAAAGAUUUGCAAAGAUAAUUAAGUUAUCAAAGCUUAGAAUGCUAUAUAUAGUAAGAAUAGGACAGUGAUGAUACCGUCGAUGUUUUUUAUCAUGAAUUUUGAUUGCCUGAUUAUAUAAGGAGUGGACAGGUUCCAACACAGUUCUACACGCCUGUGACAGGAAGUCAUACAAUACAAAAAAUGUGACAUAAUCAUGGAGUUAAGAUACAUAAACGAAGCCUCGGUACUCAACGAUCUUCUGAUGCAUCUACAGUUUGAGAGAUUGAAUCUGAGAGAGUUGCAGAGUUUUUUAAUAUGGCUCUUAAAUGUUAAUUAAACCAAUGUGACACCUCAAUAAGUAAAAUCAUUAACAACUUUAAUUUAUCAUUUAUAAAAAUAUCUGGAGGAUUAAAGGUAACAUUAUUUCUAAAAUACAUGGCAACGGUCCUGUCAACAUUAAGUGUUAAGCAAGAACUCUGGAGCCAGGCUGCAACUUUUUGCAUGUCUGCUGUCAGUCUCAUGGCUACCUCAGUUGCAUUUUUCCCAUGAGUAAACAGUACAGUGUCAUCAGCGUACAUUAUUAUCGUCACAUCACACACAGAAGAGAGGGAUCCCUCCAUACUGUGGUUCUCCCCAAGAUUUCUUCUUUUCCCACUGGGUUUUUGGAGUUUUUUCUUGCCGGAUGUGAGGGUCUAAGGCGGU
Messenger RNA from Salarias fasciatus (jewelled blenny), 2741 nucleotides. Its product is annotated as oocyte zinc finger protein XlCOF22-like. Gene Ontology annotation, cellular component: nucleus. The transcript has 3 exons. Lineage: Eukaryota; Metazoa; Chordata; Actinopteri; Blenniiformes; Blenniidae. Gene Ontology annotation, biological process: regulation of transcription by RNA polymerase II. The record is from RefSeq and is a predicted model, not a curated record. Bases 56 to 1594 code for a protein of 512 amino acids. Gene Ontology annotation, molecular function: RNA polymerase II transcription regulatory region sequence-specific DNA binding; DNA-binding transcription factor activity, RNA polymerase II-specific.